AUGCACGAAUUGACGCCCGGUUCCGGGUCUCGUCUCGACCCUGCAUCGGUAUCUUUUGACGGCAGGGCCUGGGUCAAGGCUUUCCUUCAACUCGCACAGUCAGACCCCCAGGCUGCCCCGAUGCGAGUCCUUGGUGUUGCUUUCAGGUCCCUCAAUGUCUUUGGCUGGAGCACCGGCACCGAAAGUCAGAUGACGGUCACCACCCGCAUCACAAACUUGUUUCAGUCAAUUGCUCAGUUGGCAACGGGAAAUAAGCAAAAACGCCGAAUCGACAUUCUUCGCGACUUCGAAGGUGUUGUGGCUGAAGGAGAGCUUCUACUUGUCCUAGGACCUCCAGGUUCGGGCUGUUCGACUCUUCUGAAAACGCUGGCUGGCGAAACCUCUGGGCUCCAAGUCGCCCCUGAAUCUUAUCUCAACUUCCGCGGCAUUCCCUCCCAAAAAAUUCGAUCGUCCCUUCGAGGCGACGUGCUCUACAACGCCGAGGUCGACACCCACCUCGCGCACCUGACAGUUGGCGAAACUCUCUCCUUCGCUGCUCGUGCACGAUCGGUUCGCAAUGUUCCCAGCGGACUUUCAAGGGCACAAGCUGAUGGCAUGAUUCGCGAUGUCAUCAUGGCCGUCUUUGGUAUCGGCCAUACCAUUAACACCCGCGUAGGCAACGACUUCGUACGCGGCGUCAGCGGAGGUGAGCGUAAGAGGGUUAGUAUCGCCGAGGCGGCGCUCACCGGGGCCAAGUUCCAGUGCUGGGAUAACUCCACGCGAGGAUUGGAUAGUGCGAAUGCGGUAACGUUCUGCCGCAACUUGAGGGUGCAAUCUGAUCUUUUGGGUGUUGCGGCUGCUGUGGCCAUCUACCAGGCCCCACAGUCGGCCUACGAUCUGUUCCACCGCGUCACUGUAUUGUACGAAGGGAGACAGAUUUUCUUUGGAAAGAUCGAAGAGGCGAAAUCUUACUUUGAAGACUUAGGAUUUGAGUGUCCUCCAAGACAGACGACCCCCGAUUUCCUUACCUCUAUGACAAGCGCAAGCGAGCGACGAGCUAGACCCGGAUACGAGGACCAGGUCCCUCGCACGCCCGACGAGUUUGCUCAGCGUUGGAAGUCGAGCCGUCAACGACAAUCUCUGCUCCAGGAGAUUGAUGGCUAUGAAAGAUUACAUCCGACAGAGGAGAGGUUUGCGGAGUACGAAGCUUCGCGCCGCGCCGAGCAAGCCCGUUCCCAGCGUCCCGGUUCACCCUAUACGAUUUCCUAUCGGCAACAGGUCGAACUGACCCUGUGGCGCGGCUGGAGAAGACUUCUUGCCGAUCCAUAUUUCACCAUCGCCCAGUUACUUUUCAACCUCAUCAUGGCGCUCAUCCUUGGCAGCAUGUUCUUCAACCUCAAGGAAGAUACAUCGAGCUUUUACUAUCGAGGCGGCAUCAUUUUCUUUGCCCUGCUUCUGAACGCCUUCGCAAGCCAGCUUGAAGUGCUCACUGUUUACGAAGAGCGUCCCAUCGUCGAGAAACAUAACCGCUACGCCUUCUACCAUCAGUCAACACAAGCUAUUGCUAGCUACCUCAUGGAUCUCCCCUACAAGAUGGUAAACAUGUUUAUAUUCAACCUCAUCGUUUACUUCAUGGCCAAUCUUCGUCGAGAGCCCGGUCCGUUUUUCUUCUUCUGCCUGACCAGCUUCAUCGUCACGCUCAUCAUGUCGUCCCUCUACCGCACCCUCGCCUGCGUCACCCGAACAUCGCACCAGGCGAUGGUCCCAAGUGCCAUACUCAGCAUCGGACUCAUGGUGUACACAGGUUUCACUAUCCCAACAAUGUACAUGCGCGGUUGGUCACGCUGGAUGAACUACAUCAACCCUCUUGCUUAUGGGUUUGAGGCUCUAAUGGCAAAUGAGUUUCACGACAGGGAGUUUCCUUGCGAGGGUAUCAUCCCUCACGGAACUGGGUACGAUAUCCUCCCUAGCGACUCCACGGUUUGUCCAGUCGUUGGCGCCUUGCCAGGCAGUGCCACGGUGCAAGGUGACAGGUACAUCAACAUGGCAUUUGCUUACUAUCAUGGGAACAAGUGGAGAAAUGUCGGUAUCCUUAUCGCAUUUCUCAUAUUCUUUCUGAGCGCCUACACCACGGCCGCUGAGUUCGCCAAGCCGCCGAAAAGCAAGGGUGAGGUGUUGGUGUUCCCGAAGGGCAAGCUUCCGUCAGAAUCGACCAAAACGGCUGCAGGUGACCUUGAAGGACAAUCUAUUGGCCGGACAGCUAUUUCGAAAAAACCCGCUAGCGAUCGCUCGGCUCCAACCCUAGUGACCGGGACGGCUGUGUUUCAUUGGGAGAAUUUGUCGUACGACAUCAAGAUCAAGAGUGAAGACCGGCGGAUUCUUGAUCAGGUUGACGGCUGGGUGAAGCCCGGCACGUCUACAGCGCUCAUGGGCGUUUCUGGUGCCGGAAAAACCACCCUUCUCGACGUCCUCGCCACCCGGGUUACGAUGGGCAUCGUCACCGGCGAUACCCUCAUCAACGGCAUGCCGACGGACUCCUCUUUUCAACACCGCGUGGGCUACGUGCAGCAGCAAGACCUCCAUCUCAGCACCGCCACUGUCCGCGAGGCUCUCUCUUUCAGCGCUAUUCUUCGCCAGUCUGCCGAAGUUUCCCACUCUGAGAAGCUCGACUACGUCGACCAAGUCAUUGAUAUGCUCGACAUGCAGGCAUUUGCCGAUGCCGUUAUUGGCGUGCCGGGCGAGGGCCUCAAUGUUGAACAGCGGAAACGACUCACUAUUGGUGUGGAACUCGCAGCGAGACCGCAACUGCUCUUAUUCCUCGACGAGCCGACUUCAGGCUUGGAUUCGCAGACUUCAUGGUCAAUUAUUGAGCUGAUCAAGAAGUUGACGAGAAGUGGACAGGCUGUUUUGUGCACCAUCCAUCAGCCAUCGGCUAUUCUUUUUGGUGAAUUCGAUCGCCUGUUAUUGCUUGCGCCAGGAGGCAAGACGGUAUAUUUCGGAGAGCUCGGAGAUUCGUCCAAGACCCUCAUAGAGUACAUGGAGCGAGGUGGUGCCCCGAAGUGUCCUGCUGAGGCAAACCCAGCUGAAUGGAUGCUCAAUGUGAUAAAGCCUUCGACGAAGGAUAGCUCCCCUAUCGACUGGUAUCGAACCUGGCGAGCUUCUCCCGAGUUUGAAGCCGUCAAGCGUGAGCUGGACCGGCUUCGGGCUCUUGAGAAAACCAUGCCGACUCCUAACGAAGACCAUGAGUCCCAAUAUCGGGAAUUCGUCACAUCAUUCCAGACGCAAUUCUGGCAAGUCUUUGUCCGAACUCAUCGACACUUCUGGCGGUCACCCACUUAUAUCUGGUCCAAAAUACUGAUGAUAUCUAUUUCGUCCAUAUACCUCGGGUUCAGCUUCAGGGCAGCCAACACGAUGCAAGGCCUGCAGAAUCAACUUUUUGCAAUUUUCAUGUUUCUUGUUCUUUUUGGAAAUCUCAAUGAGCAGAUAAUGCCCAUGUUUGUACCACAACGUGAUCUCUUCGAGAUUCGAGAGCGGCCAUCAAAGAUUUACCGCUGGAAUAAGGCCGCUUGGAACACGCUCAUGGCUGUCAUCAUUUUCGUCUGUUGGUAUUAUCCGGUCGGAUUUGUCAUGAACACUUCGCCGGGGGACGAACACUCCCGUGGCCUCCUCGUGUUCUUCUUCCUCUGGAUGUUUAUGCUGUUCACCAGCACUUUCUCGCACUUUUCAAUUACGUGGAUCCCCACUGCCGAUACUGCUGGUGUGUUCGCGAGCCUACUAUGGAUGCUCUGCCUCUGUUUCUGCGGUGUGGGCGUUGCUAAAGCGGACCUUCCCAGUUUCUGGACCUUCAUGUACUAUAUAUCUCCCGGAACCUACCUCGUCGGCGGCGUCAUGUCCUCUGCCAUCGCCAACGCAGAGGUUACCUGCGCUGCAAGCGAGAUCCUGCGCCUUGCACCACCAAGCGGGAUGGACUGCCUUGAGUUUCUCGGUCCCUUUGCUGCGGCUGCGGGCGGAAACCUUUUGACACCUAAUGCGACGGAAACGUGUCUCUACUGUUCCAUCUCGAACACGAAUCAAUUCUUGGCGCGGUACAGUAUCAAGUACGCCACCAGGUGGCGAGACUUUGGCGUCUUGUGGGCCUAUGUCUUGUUCAAUGUCGGCGCUGCGUUGGGUCUAUACUGGGCGUUUAGAAUGCCGAAGGGCAAGGGCACGAAAAGGGGUUAG
Verticillium nonalfalfae is the source of this 4200-nucleotide messenger RNA. RefSeq lists its product as uncharacterized. Gene Ontology annotation, cellular component: membrane. Lineage: Eukaryota; Fungi; Ascomycota; Sordariomycetes; Glomerellales; Plectosphaerellaceae. The record is from RefSeq and is a predicted model, not a curated record. Bases 1 to 4200 code for a protein of 1399 amino acids. The transcript has 9 exons. Gene Ontology annotation, biological process: transmembrane transport. Gene Ontology annotation, molecular function: ATP hydrolysis activity; ATP binding; ABC-type transporter activity.